Molecule: messenger RNA, 3266 nt
Organism: Erigeron canadensis
Lineage: Eukaryota; Viridiplantae; Streptophyta; Magnoliopsida; Asterales; Asteraceae
Product: wall-associated receptor kinase-like 14
Exons: 4
Coding region: 231-2300 (689 amino acids)
Biological process (GO): protein phosphorylation
Molecular function (GO): ATP binding; protein kinase activity
Source: RefSeq, a predicted model, not a curated record
CAUCAUGUAUAUGUAUAUAUAUGUUUCAUAUUUUAUUAUCUUUAAAAAAACAUUUCAUUAAAAAGAACAUCACAUAAAUUUCUCAACUACAUAUCAACCACACUCAUUUAAAUCUUUAGACCCACCGGCCACAGAUAUAGUAUUUAUUUGUACACCUUUUUUUUAUUCAUUCAACUACACGGCUAACAAUUUAGUACUAAUAUUAUUAUUAUUAUUGUUAUUCAAACAUAAUGUUCAUUCAUCAUCUUUUCAUCACAUUUCUUGUAAUAGCAUUACCACCAUCUUUUGCUAUAUCAAAUUGUGAUCGUGUUUGCAAAGGAAACAAUCAAAAAACCGCGGUACCUUACCCGUUUGGAUUCUCAGACGGGUGCAAUAUUCGUCUCGAGUGUACAAAAGCGGGCGAAAUUCAUAUAUCAAAAUACCAGGUUUCUAAUAUAACAAGUGACCAUAUACUUGUUUUUUUUCCAGCAAACUGCACGCGUCCAUAUCAAGAAAUACGUCGAUUUAGAAGUGAAAGCUAUGCUAUAACAUCGCGAAAUGAGUUAAUCUUGAGAAAUUGUAGUCGUGGCACGUCAAAUGAGUGUUUAUUGUCAACUAGUAUGGUUCAAAGUCAGUUUAAUUUACCAACGUGUGAUAUAAUGGGUAAUACAAAUAUAAGCUGUUAUAAUUCGGAUAAUGGUAAUAUUUCUCAUGCUGACGUGGAGUUUAUGAAUACAGUUGAAUUAGAAAUGAAAGGUUGUCGGGUUUUGUAUUCUUCGAUUGUUAUUGAUUUGGAUAAGGAGAAGAGGUCGUUAGUGACAAUGGGGUUUCAAGCUAUGGAGUUGGGGUGGUGGAUGCAAGGGGAUUGUAGUUGUCAUCAUAAGGCGGUUUGUAAGAAUGUGUCGAUUGAUAAUGCGAGAGUUGGGUAUCGAUGUAAUUGUGUUGAUGGAUAUGAUGGAGAUGGAUUCGUCGCUGGAAAUGGUUGCCGGAAAGUGUCAAAUUGCAACUUUUCAAAAUACAUGUCUGGUGAAUGUGGUGGAACUACAAGAGUAGUUGUGCUAAUCGCAGGAAUUAUUGCUGGAGCUUCUUUUGUUGCCACUAUCACACUUAUAUGUUACUGCAUCAGAAAACGAAUGAUCUUAAGAAACCAAAUGAGUGCAAAACGUCUGCUUUCAGAAGCUACAGGUAGCUUUAAUGUACCAUCUUACUCCUACAAAGAAAUCGAGAGGGCUACAAAUGGUUUCUCUGAGAAACAAAUGUUAGGUACAGGAGCCUAUGGCACAGUUUAUGCCGGUAAACUUAACAAUUGCGACUGGGUUGCAAUUAAAAAGAUUAGACAAAUAGAAGCACACGGAAUGGAUCAAGUAAUGAAUGAAAUCAAGCUUCUGUCUUCUGUAAGCCACCCAAAUCUUGUACGCCUUUUAGGCUUUUGUAUUGAAAAAGGCGAGCAAAUCCUUGUUUAUGAGUUCAUGCCAAACGGGACGCUAUCUCAACAUCUACAACGAGAAAGAGGAAAAGGUCUUCCAUGGACCAUAAGGUUGGCCAUUGCAACCGAAACUGCACAAGCUAUUGCUUAUCUUCACUCUGCGAUGAAUCCACCUAUCUAUCAUAGAGAUAUAAAAUCUAGCAAUAUACUUCUAGAUCACAAAUAUCGUUCAAAAGUUGCAGAUUUUGGUCUUUCUAGGCUUGGGAUGCUUGAUGAGUCACACAUCUCGACUGCACCUCAAGGGACGCCUGGCUACGUGGACCCACAGUACCAUCAAAAUUUCCAUCUCUCUGAUAAAAGUGAUGUUUAUAGCUUUGGGGUGGUACUUGUAGAGAUAAUCACAGCUCUAAAGGUGGUUGACUUGUCUAGGCGUAAUAGUGAAGUCAACUUGGCUGCUCUUGCCAUAGACAAGAUUGGAAAAGGUCACAUAGAUGAAAUGAUAGAUCCAUUUUUGGAGCCAAACAGAGAUGCAUGGACAAUUUCGUCGAUUCACAAAGUGGCUGAACUGGCAUUUAGAUGUUUGGCUUUUCAUGGGGAUGUAAGGCCUUCAAUGAUGGAAGUUGCAGAUGAGUUGGACCAAAUUAAACAAAGAGCUUGGUCUCAGUGUGAUGAUAAUAUUAGCAAGAGAUCAUUUUCGGUUGCAUCCUCUUCCUCAUCACUGUAUAGUGGAGGUGAGAAGAAAGGAAGCCGAAGAUUCGUUGUUCCCCAAAUGAUAACAAGUUGUUUGACUACAAGAAAAGAUAAAGAUACUUCCCAGGUUUCUGUUGAAGCUUCAUGCUUAAGUGAUCAGAGCUCCCCCUCAACCAACAGUUUGUUAGGCAACAUUGUUUCUUGAACUCUAAUGGCCAUUAUGUGUUUACAAAAUGUGAGUAAGCAUGACUGAUGUUGUGAAUAUCAGCAUCUGACCGUCCCUCUCGUGAACAUAAAAAAAGAGAGUAAUAUCAUGCGUUUUUAUGCUAAUACACUUGGGUCGUUUGUACGUUGGUUCAAUCUUAUUUGAAACACAUUGGUAAGAUCAUUGGAUCCUAGGAAAGAAACAGCAGACUUAGUUAUAAAGGUACAAAAAGGACCAAUGAAAAUCGUUAUUUUCAACACAAGGCCCUCAUGGUACAAUAUAUCGAUGAAACCAAAGUUUUGGUGAACUUCUUGUCCUAUAAAUUGAUCAGAAACAGUUAAAGGUGGCUAACAAAAUAACUACAGGAGUGUGCAGCAAUGUGUUAUAGGGUGGAGUGCAAGAAGUGUGGGAAAUACGGGUGGGGAGGUUGUGGGAAACAUUUGAAAACUCUUUAUGGGAGCAUAGAUGAGGGUAAGCAUUGUAUGUGUCGUCCCUGGCCUGGGGUUGUAGUUGCUUCAUCCUACCAGGCUUCUACCAGCACUACCACUGCUAAUACUACAUCUUCUGCAGGAUAGGUUGAUCAUGGAAGCUGUUUGAUAGGAAUGAAAUGUCAUGACUGAAGGAUUUACCAUUUUUUAAACUUAAUUACAUCUGACAAUAAUAAUAAUAAAAAUUAUGGUUGUGAGUCUAUAGUCUAGUCUUGUUUUGGUGGACAAUGGUAUCGAUUUCAUCUUUGGUGGGUCAUGGACUCAUGGGUCACUAAUCCACAGGAUUUAUACAAUGUGUCCUCCCCACGUAAACCAGGUCAAUCUUCCUCGUUUAAGGCGGAUAUGGCUCCUAUGAUAUGAGGAAGGCAUAGUAGACCUCGGCAAAUGCAUAAAUAUCAUCUUUGUACGCUUUCAUUCAUAUAUGUAUCCAUUUAAGGGACAUAAUGCGAAUCAAACUUUAUCCGAGUUUUUCAUCAAA